GAGGAGAAGGGUCAGUCAGACUCAGACCGCGAGUGAAUCACGCGUGCAAGAAACCUUGGCAGAGUUACUGCGAUUCGAUCACCAACCAAAGAUAAGAUAGCAGUGCACGCGCGCCGCCGCUACGAGUCAAGACGCAGAACAGCACAGCGGAGUGGCCGAGUGGGUGCUCUCGGAUUUCGUCGGCGGCGACCCGGAUCCGGAUCCAUGGAGACGGUGCAGGAGGACGUGGAGGAGUACAGCUGGAGGGAGGUGGUGCUGCCGCGGCUCAUCCCCGUGGUCCAGGAACCCGCGCCGGAGCUCGACCGCGAGACCGGGGAGCGCCGCCGCGGCAGGGACCUGCUCGUCGCCGUCGACUUCGGGCCCAACUCCAAGCACGCCUUCGACUGGGCGCUCGUCCACCUCGCGCGCAUCGCCGACACCGUGCACCUCGUCCACGCCGUCUCCAGUGUGCACAAUGAUCUGGUAUAUGACAAGAGUCAGGAACUAAUGGAUAAUUUGGCCGUCGAAGCAUUCAAGGUGUCACUGGUCCAUACCAAGGCACGGAUUGUUGCAGGGGAUCCUGGGACGGUUAUUUGCCGAGAAGCAGAGCGACUGAAGCCAGCAGCCGUCAUUCUUGGAACACGUGGUAGAGGCCUUGUUCAGAGUGUGUUACAGGGAAGUGUCAGUGAGUAUUGCUUCCACAACUGUAAAGCAGCACCAGUUAUCAUUGUCCCAGGCAAAGAAGCUGGUGAACAAUCUGUGCUUUAAGGGUGGAGGACAAGUAGGAGACAGAGGUGCAUUGGUUUGGUGUUGCAGUUUCAAUUUAGUGUGAUAAAAUGUGUGCAUAUUGUUAUAGAUUUGUUUGUAGUAAGAUUUUUUCUUAACAAGGUAGUGAGUGUAUAUUGUAAGUGUCUGUCUGUAAGAAACUUCCGUCUGUAAUCUGAAUCCAUUGUGUAGCUUGGUAUUGAAGAAUUGUGGAUUGCUUA
This is a messenger RNA of Lolium perenne, 965 nucleotides long. RefSeq names its product universal stress protein A-like protein. Lineage: Eukaryota; Viridiplantae; Streptophyta; Magnoliopsida; Poales; Poaceae. The record is from RefSeq and is a predicted model, not a curated record.